Molecule: messenger RNA, 1297 nt
Organism: Bufo gargarizans (Asiatic toad)
Lineage: Eukaryota; Metazoa; Chordata; Amphibia; Anura; Bufonidae
Product: solute carrier family 25 member 48-like
Exons: 3
Coding region: 148-642 (164 amino acids)
Biological process (GO): transport
Cellular component (GO): mitochondrion
Molecular function (GO): transmembrane transporter activity
Source: RefSeq, a predicted model, not a curated record
GUAUUAAUCAGCAGUGGCAGGCAGCCCCAUCUGUCUGCUGGCAAGCGCUGCUGCCUGCCGCUUCAAUAGGAAGAGCAGAGCUACACAGACAUACAGAAGGUGGCGAGAUGAUCUUUAUCAUCUCGCCACUUAACUUGCCCUGCAGUGAUGCUGGUGCUGCCAUCUUUCAGUGGGCGGCAGGACCCACCUCUUGAGACAUGUGGUGCGGUGCCUGUGCUUUCUUCUCACUCCCUGCGCUGCACGCACGCUGCGUCCUCACAGAGGGCUUUUACUCCUGAGUGUGCAGACGUGCUGGUGGUGCUGCUGUCCUCCCCCAUGAAACAGAAGCUGCCUGUGACUCAGUGGUGGACAUCACAGGCUGCCGCUAGUCCCCCAAGACAGUAUAAUAUAGGAGCUAUUUCCUGGGGCACUGCUACUCCAAUGGAUGUAAUAAAGAGUCGUCUUCAAGCAGACAGUCUGUAUAACAGAAAAUACAGAGGAGUCAAAGACUGCAUUAAGCAAAGUUACUCUAAUGAAGGUAUUCAGGUAUUUUUCAGGGGAAUCACAGUAAAUGCCAUACGAGGCUUUCCAAUGAGUGCUGCAAUGUUUUUGACCUAUGAACUUUCAUUACGAGCCCUGAAGACAAGCAAGGAAUCAAAUUAAACACCUUUUCAAGAAAGUUAUAUUUUUAAGUUUGAUUUUGUUUCUUUUUGACAUUACAUUUCUUCAAUCUAUUGUUAUUAUAACAUAUGACUUGUGUAAUUAAAAAGAGGAUAAUUAGAGUCUGCUCUGUUGUUAAUAGCCGCAUGAAAAGUCAUACUACUUACCACAAAGAUAAAAGAUAGUGAAAAGGAAAAGAAGCCUUUGAGCUGCUGCGUAACAUAAAUGAGGUCAAGAUUUUAAUCAAACUCCUGCCGUUUGUGUCAUGAGAUAUCAGAAGUGUACGAUGCUAUUGUUCCAUUUCAUUGUGUACUGCCAAAACGACUACAUUUGUGAAAUGUGUGGGCUAAUACUUUUUUGCAUCAUUUGUUUUUGCUCCUUAUUUGAUGUUUCGAAGAGGAUGGUCUGAGAAUACUGUUCUUCACCAAUAAUUCCAGAAAGGUUUUGUUGCUGAGCUGCUUGACCAGAUAUUCACAUGAGCAUAUCAGAUACAACUGCAUUGUAACAAAAUGAUUAAUUUGUAUCAAAAGGCUAUAUGUAUUUUAUAAUUAGUCAGGAUUACAGUAAAUCCAAGAGUUUUCUGGGAGGAACACACUCAUGACCUAUUUUUAGGACAGGCCAUUAAUGUUUGGUCAAUCUCUGAUACCUGGACCUGUUA